ACACACACACCACUCCCACACCACUCCCCCACCCACACCCCCACACCACGCCAUCUGGCGAUUAAUUGAACUGCGAGACACACACACAGACAGACACACACACAGACAGACGGUAAAGCCCAGGAGGAGAAGCGAUGGGGAAUACCACUUCUUGCUGCGUGUCCUCCAGCCCUAAGCUGAGGAGGAACCACGCUCGGCUGGAGACCUACCGCACAGACACCGACAUCAGCCGCGAGGACACGGGCUGCAACCUGCAGCACAUCAGCGACAGGGAGGCUGUGGACGAUCUGAAUAUGGAGUUUAACCCUUCGGAUCACCCUCGAGCAAGCACCAUGUUCUUGAGCAAGUCACAGACAGACGUGAGAGAAAAGCGGAAAAGUCUCUACAUAAACCAUCACACUCCCGGACAGAUGAGGAGGAAAUACAGCUCGUGCUCCACGAUAUUCCUAGAUGACAGCACAGUUAGUCAACCCAACCUGAAGUAUACCAUUAAAUGUGUAGCUCUUGCAAUAUAUUACCACAUCAGAAACAGGGAUUCAGACGGAAGAAUGUUGUUAGAUAUUUUUGAUGAGAAGCUUCAUCCACUAUCGAAAUCAGAAGUGCCAUCAGACUAUGAUCGUCAUGACCCAGAACAGAAACAGAUUUACCGCUUUGUUCGAACGUUAUUCAGUGCGGCUCAGCUCACUGCGGAAUGUGCCAUCGUCACACUGGUUUAUCUCGAGAGGCUCUUAACUUAUGCAGAGAUUGACAUCUGCCCAAGCAACUGGAAGCGAAUUGUGCUAGGAGCCAUUCUGCUCGCCUCCAAGGUCUGGGAUGACCAGGCUGUUUGGAACGUGGACUACUGCCAAAUCCUUAAAGAUAUCACAGUGGAGGACAUGAAUGAGUUGGAGCGUCAGUUUCUGGAGCUGCUGCAGUUCAACAUCAAUGUUCCCUCCAGUGUUUACGCAAAGUAUUAUUUUGAUCUACGCUCCAUGGCAGAAGCAAACAGCCUCAGCUUUCCACUGGAACCACUUAGCAGGGAAAGAGCACAGAAACUUGAGGCCAUCUCCCGUCUGUGUGAAGACAAGUACAAGGAUUUGAGGAAAGCAGCCAAGAAACACUCGGCCAGUGCAGAUAACCUGGCUGUGAUCAGGUGGUCCCCAGCAAUCAUUCCCUAACAUUGGGGGAAGCUUGCUUGAGGAGAUUUGGUAUCCUCAAUCCAGUUUUUGUCUGGGGGGAGCAAAAGACUCUUUACACUUUUCAAGAUGCCUUUACAGUGCCUCCAUCUUGCGUAGCACAGGAAUAUUGGUAAUCUCUUUGGAGAAACAAAAUUUAUGGUGAUUGGUGAGAGAGGACCUGUCAUUUUCUAGCAUUUUCACUGCCUCUUAGCCCCCUCCAAUGGGUUUUAAUGUGGGUGGGGGAGGGGGGAAGGGAAGGGUGGGAGCCACAGUAAUUAAAAGAAUAGAGUAUUAUGGAGAGCUGAGGUGAAAGAGUUGUGACUUUUCAUUCCGUCAGCCUGUUUGGAGGAGACAACAUGAAAUAGUGGAAAAGUGAGAUUUUCUCCAAAUGCACACCAGGAAGAAGUUGUGGCAGUGGUGCGUGUUUUAACUUAAUUUAUUUCAGAAGCGCAGUCCAGUGGUCACGGGUAGGAGAGGUUCCCAGGUGUGAAGCGGCAAGUCACAGGGACGAGCCAGCAGGGUUUCACAAUGUGCUCAUGUCUCCUGUGAUCACACCCAUACAUUAGGUGGAACAUUCCCCCGGAGAUGACAAGUUCAGGGCUUUUCUUCCUCACGUGCGUGUCAAAAGCUGUCAUGAAGAAUGCAAAGCUCUAGUGCUUGUGUGUUAUGUGGGACUUUUAUACACACACACACAUUCAUUCCCGUAUGUACACACUUAGAUAUAUACACUCACUAUAAACCUUGCCAUGGUGGAGAGGCGCUGGUGGAGAAAUGCUCAAUUUAUUCCACAUAUUGAUGUUUUUGGUGCCAAUACUUUUCCCCCUACCUGUAUUUUUGAUAUGAUCCUCUAUAUGUGGACAGGCUAUCAGAUGCAUUAAAGUAGCCACUUUUUGUUUUCCUUUUACUUUGUACCGCAAUUUUAUUGAAUUAUGUUUCAAGUGACUUCUGUUUUAUAAAACUGAUACCCAAUGUGCAAAUUUGACCUUUGUCUGCUGUUCCCAUCCUGUCAAACGUGCAAACAGAAAACCCAUAAACCUUACUCGCUCAUUUCUUUCUCAUACUUUUCCUUCUCUGAUGGAAUGUUGUUUCUGGUGAUCGUUCCACAGACCCCUUUUUUUCCCCCCUCCCCCUCUUCUUCCACCCUCCUCCCGCGCUCCCCUCCCCCACCCACUGUUUCGCUUAAGAGGUUGUUUGCCAGGUGUGAGCCCGACAAACAUUUUGACUGUUCUGUGGAGCCUGAUCCUUCCCAUCCUGCCCUUUCAAAACCUCCACAUUGCACUUUCUACCAGGCGUGGCUUAACAGCAGUCGACAGCAAAUCUUUCGCCAGGCGAGUCCAACGGACGUCGAGGCCACUACUCCCACUGUUGCAGCUGAGAUCAUCAGGCUCAGCACAGACUGGGGACAAAACAUGGGACCUUACUGUGUACUCAUUCCGAAUGUCUUAUUGCAUCGUCUGAGGUUUGCUUGCCUCUCUACAGCCUGUUAAAUUACAGGCAGAGUAAAACUUGCACGUCUGUUAUCCAGAAAAUAAGUGCUACUUAUUAGCUACAGUACUGGGUGUUCAAAAGGGGUUCAAUACAAUUCAGAUCAUGUUGCUUUUUUAUGUUCCCACAUGCCUUUUAUUGAGCUCAACAAUGCUCUCUUCUGGCUUUUUUCAACAUUUUCUCUUUUUGUUUUGAGAAACAUUCUCUUGGCUACUGUGCCAAAGCUUAUUGCUGUAUUACCAGCACACAGUUUAGUGAAAAGUAGUUUUAUGUUCAUUGCUUAUGGUUUGUAUAGAAACUGAUUGCAAUGUGCGAAUCUGAUGGAAAUCACAGCACAUUUCCUGCUGUACAUAGUUUUAAUAUGGCUAGAUCAUUUUCUUUUGCAUUAAGUUUACAUUGAAGCAUAACAUGAAUAGUUGUGGGAAGAUAACACGAGAAAAUAUCUGGAUGCUGGGCAAAUUAAUUCCAGUUGGUUGUUUUCUAUGGAUCAGCGUGACUCAGAGGCAUUCAUUUAAUGGACAACAUGAAUUGUUUUUUAUAUACUAUGUUUUAAUCAACUUUUUGCCACGACAGCUGGAAAUCUGAAGCAAAUUCAAGAUGAUUGCUAUCAGUGCAUGCCUGAGAGAAAUCCCACCAGUGACCGAACAUUUUCGAAAUAAUUUUUAUUGAUCAUUGAACCAGUGAUUAUUAAGUCCUAGAUGUUCAACCCAAAAUUUUAAGUGCACACUUGGUAACAUUUUACACCCUCGGUGAUUUAAUCGGCUGUUUUGCUCUUUUUGAUAAAUAAUUUUCCAAGUGUUUUGGGGCAAGAAAAAAGAAUCAUUGAGUUCACGUGACUUUGAGUGAAUUUUAGUGAGGUGAGCGUUGACGAGCUCUGUAGCUAUCUGAGUACACAUGUACUUUUGUGAAGUUUAUUAAACUUGUUAAAGAUUGUAUAACCUAUUUAUUGUAUGUAUGUACAUACAGUCUAAAAUGCUUAAUGAAGAUGUAAAGUGGUCUCAGUAGAAUCUGUCUCAGUCUGGUUUAGACUGGUGAUUCUUGUUUUAGCCUUGAGCACUGGCCUCUACCUCCGUACAGAGAAUUUAUUCCCUUGAUCUUUGGUUAGUUGGAAAAGAUUUAACUUUUUUGGUGAAGGUCAGUUAUGUAUCUCAGUUACAUUUCUUGUGCUGAGCGAAUCUACUGUACUUAUGUUCCUUUUUGUUUUAAAUCCAACUUAACUCCAAGUAUGCAAAGGCGUCCACUGAGCGAUGUUAUGUUUUGUUAUAAUGGAAGAAAAAAAGACAGUGCUUUGCAAUUUUUUUGUUGUUUGGUCAGUUUUUGCCAAAUACAAAGCAUUAUCAAUGGAUAAAAAUACACAAUACAAACUGACUUCUUGUAGUUGUAUUUCGUUCCAGAACAUCCAACUGACGCAAUUUGCAUCAAUACACUGAAAGCUCACCCUAUGUUUGAUUGCGAAUGAUCGUGACAUACUGUAUUGGUGAAUAAUGGUUUUAAUAAAGAAAUGUAUACAUUUUGGUUACAUGCUGCAUAUUUGUGCUUAAACCGAUAGUACAGAAGAUCUAUUCUCUGUGCACCUUUGGUGAAAUGUUCAAUGGUGUUAUCACCUUGAUUAAGCAAUCUGUAUGCCAAUGUCAGUAUGCUUACCGUGUCCUCAGAAUACAAGUCUUUUUUACAAAAA
Messenger RNA from Callorhinchus milii (elephant shark), 4320 nucleotides. It is a transcript of the gene ccny, whose product is annotated as cyclin Y. Gene Ontology annotation, biological process: regulation of cyclin-dependent protein serine/threonine kinase activity; regulation of canonical Wnt signaling pathway. The coding region runs from base 135 to 1157 and encodes 340 amino acids. The transcript is spliced from 10 exons. Gene Ontology annotation, molecular function: protein kinase binding; cyclin-dependent protein serine/threonine kinase activator activity. The record is from RefSeq and is a predicted model, not a curated record. NCBI's taxonomy places the organism in Eukaryota, Metazoa, Chordata, Chondrichthyes, Chimaeriformes, Callorhinchidae. Gene Ontology annotation, cellular component: plasma membrane; cytoplasmic cyclin-dependent protein kinase holoenzyme complex.